CCCAGGGCACACAGCACAGCCGAAGGUCCACCGCAGGCUGGCCAGCGCUCCACCCUCCCUGCACCACACCCUGCGAGCAAAAGGCAGCAGAAAUGAAGAGCAUUUACUUUGUGGCUGGAUUGUUUGUAAUGCUGGUACAAGGCAGCUGGCAACACCCGCUUCAAGACACAGAGGAAAAACCCAGGUCUUUCUCAACUUCUCAAACAGACUUGCUUGAUGAUCCGGAUCAGAUGAAUGAAGACAAGCGUCAUUCACAGGGUACAUUCACCAGUGACUACAGCAAGUUCCUCGACACCAGGCGUGCUCAAGACUUCUUGGAUUGGCUGAAGAACACCAAGAGGAACAGGAAUGAAAUUGCCAAACGUCAUGAUGAAUUUGAGAGGCAUGCUGAAGGGACCUUCACUAGUGAUGUGAGUUCUUAUUUGGAAGGCCAAGCUGCCAAGGAAUUCAUUGCUUGGCUGGUGAAAGGCCGAGGAAGGCGAGACUUCCCAGAAGAAGUCACCAUUGUUGAAGAGCUCCGCCGCAGACACGCCGAUGGCUCUUUCUCGGAUGAGAUGAACACUGUUCUGGACCACCUUGCCACCAAGGACUUUAUCAACUGGCUGAUUCAGACCAAAAUCACUGACAGGAAAUAAGUGUGUCACUAUUCAAGACCGUCUUCACGUCACCUGCAAUCCAGUGGAAUGUUUGAAAAUUUAAGUUCUGCAAUUUUAAGAGAUGUAUUCUGAAUAUUGCUUUGCAUGCUAAUAAGUUUUCUUUUAGCAUUGUGUAGCCAGAUGAUUAUAAAUGGAAUAAACUUUUGUCAAAAUAUUGCUAAAAUAUCAAAUUUACAGUAUAAACGUCCUGAAUGCUCUUGUUUUUGUCUUAUUUUCAUUGAAGUACCCCAACUUGCUUAUAUGUAGCAAUGAAAUUAUUUUUCUAUUAGAUAAUUUGUAAAUGUAAAAUUAUUCCAAUCUGAGCAUACAUGCAAUGCAAUACCAGGAAAAAGGAAGAAUUGGUAGACACAGUAGUAAAACUGAAAAGAGAGCUUCUUAAAGCCUUUAUCAUAAAAAUGCUCAGCUUUCAAUGUAUCAAAUAGAAUAAAAUUUUCAAGCUUCUUU
Octodon degus (degu) is the source of this 1100-nucleotide messenger RNA. It is a transcript of the gene Gcg, whose product is annotated as glucagon. Gene Ontology annotation, biological process: negative regulation of apoptotic process; positive regulation of insulin secretion involved in cellular response to glucose stimulus; adenylate cyclase-modulating G protein-coupled receptor signaling pathway. The coding region runs from base 93 to 635 and encodes 180 amino acids. Lineage: Eukaryota; Metazoa; Chordata; Mammalia; Rodentia; Octodontidae. The record is from RefSeq and is a predicted model, not a curated record. The transcript has 6 exons. Gene Ontology annotation, cellular component: extracellular region. Gene Ontology annotation, molecular function: hormone activity; glucagon receptor binding.